Messenger RNA from Penicillium diatomitis, 891 nucleotides. Its product is annotated as RTA1 domain-containing protein. Gene Ontology annotation, cellular component: membrane. The transcript is spliced from 3 exons. NCBI's taxonomy places the organism in Eukaryota, Fungi, Ascomycota, Eurotiomycetes, Eurotiales, Aspergillaceae. The record is from RefSeq and is a predicted model, not a curated record.
CUGUCCGACUUUGCAACCCAUCCAUUCUUUUCAUCCCUUAUAAUGACCUACAAGCUAUACAACUACGACCCGUCAGAGGCCUCGGCCAUUCCUUUCUGUGCCGUUUUUGGGCUUGCAACUCUCAUUCAUUUGGUCCAAUUGAUUCGGGCUCGAAGUUGGUUCAUGAUUUCAUUUACCAUCGGGGUUACAUUCGAAGCUAUCGGUUACCUAUGCAGAUACAUCAACUCGACCGAAACACCUGACUGGCAGUUGAAGCCCUACAUCGGCCAGAGUCUCUUCCUCCUACUCGCUCCGGCCCUUUUUGCGGCCUCUAUCUAUAUGAUUCUCGGUCGACUGAUUGUUGCCUUGAAUGCUGGCUCGAGCUCCAUUAUACGACCGUCCUGGUUGACGAAAAUAUUUGUCAUCGGUGAUGUUCUGUCGUUCAUGAUGCAGUCUGGAGGCGGAGGCUUUCUUGCUAGUGCCAAAACGCCCGAUCAAGUCAACAUGGGCGAACACAUGAUCCUCGGCGGUCUGUUUGUUCAAUUAUUCUUCUUCGGGUUCUUCAUCCUCGCCUCGGUCAUCUUCCAUCGUCGCAUGGCCGCCUCGCCGCUUCGUUACAUGGGAGACAGCACUAUUCCUUGGAUUCGCUGCAUGAAGGUUCUUUAUGCCGUCAGUGGCUUGAUUAUGGUCCGAUCGAUUUACCGUGUGGUUGAAUAUGCCCAGGGAAGUGAUGGUGCUCUUCAGAGCAAGGAGGCGUUUCUCUAUGUGUUUGAUGGUACUUUAAUGCUGAUAUGUUGUCUGGUACUCGUCGUUUUCCAUCCGAGCAAGUUGCUGGGGGGACAUACUUAUCAGAAGGCCGACGAAGUUGAGAUGUUGACAGGUGGUCGUGAGGAGAGAUUGACUUAUCCAUGA